This is a messenger RNA of Cajanus cajan (pigeon pea), 2141 nucleotides long. It is a transcript of the gene PCK1, whose product is annotated as phosphoenolpyruvate carboxykinase 1. Gene Ontology annotation, biological process: gluconeogenesis. Gene Ontology annotation, cellular component: cytosol. The record is from RefSeq and is a predicted model, not a curated record. Gene Ontology annotation, molecular function: ATP binding; phosphoenolpyruvate carboxykinase (ATP) activity. Lineage: Eukaryota; Viridiplantae; Streptophyta; Magnoliopsida; Fabales; Fabaceae.
AUGGCGUCCAACAAUGGCAGCGUUAACGUUGCGAACGGGAACGGGAGCGCUACCAAGGGACUGGCGAAGAUUCAGACGCACAAGAAGCAUAACGGGAUUUGUCACGAUGACAGCGGUCCCACAGUGAAGGCUCAGACCAUCGACGAGCUUCACUCGCUGCAAAAGAAGAAAUCCGCACCCACCACACCCGUUACGGCCUCUCAGGCUCCGUUCGCCACCCUGUCUGAAGAAGAGCGCCAUAAACAGCAACUCCAGUCCAUCAGUGCAUCUCUGGCAUCACUGACUCGAGAAACUGGACCGAAGCUGGUGAAAGGAGACCCAGCUAGGAAGUCAGAAACCCAGAAGGUUACUCACGUGCACCAUCAUGUCACUCCCACCAUUGAUGUUAGCGACAGUUCUUUGAAAUUUACCCAUGUCCUCUACAAUCUCUCCCCUGCUGAGCUUUAUGAACAAGCGAUAAAGUAUGAGAAAGGAACAUUCAUCACUUCAACCGGGGCAUUGGCAACGCUUUCUGGGGCCAAGACGGGUCGCUCUCCCAGGGACAAACGCGUCGUCAAAGAUGAUCUUACUGAGAACGAGCUUUGGUGGGGAAAGGGUUCCCCUAACAUCGAGAUGGACGAGCACACUUUCAUGGUGAACAGAGAAAGAGCUGUUGAUUACUUGAACUCCUUGGACAAGGUCUUCGUCAAUGACCAGUUCUUGAAUUGGGACACAGAGAACAGAAUCAAAGUCCGGAUUGUCUCUGCCAGAGCUUACCAUUCAUUGUACAUGCACAACAUGUGUAUCCGACCCACUCCUGAAGAGCUGGAGAAUUUUGGUACUCCGGACUUCACUAUAUACAAUGCUGGACAGUUCCCGUGUAAUCGUUAUACUCACUACAUGACAUCCUCCACUAGCAUAGAUCUUAAUCUUGCUAGGAGGGAAAUGGUCAUCCUCGGCACACAAUACGCCGGGGAAAUGAAGAAGGGUCUUUUCAGUGUCAUGCAUUAUCUCAUGCCUAUGCGUCGAAUCCUCUCCCUACACUCUGGAUGCAACAUGGGCAAAGAUGGGGAUGUUGCACUCUUCUUUGGACUUUCAGGCACUGGAAAGACCACUCUCUCUACCGACCACAAUAGGUAUUUAAUUGGAGAUGAUGAACACUGUUGGAGUGACAAUGGUGUCUCCAACAUUGAAGGUGGUUGCUAUGCCAAAUGCAUUGAUCUCUCGCAGGAGAAAGAGCCUGAUAUUUGGAAUGCAAUCAGGUUUGGCACAGUCUUGGAAAACGUGGUGUUUGAUGAGCAUGACAGAGAAGUUGAUUACUGUGAUAAAUCGGUUACAGAAAAUACUCGUGCAGCUUAUCCUAUAGAGUACAUUCCAAAUGCAAAGUUACCUUGUGUUGGCCCUCACCCAAAGAAUGUCAUACUUUUGGCUUGUGACGCAUUUGGUGUGCUCCCACCCGUGAGCAAGCUAAACCUGGCGCAGACCAUGUACCAUUUCAUCAGUGGAUACACUGCUUUGGUGGCUGGCACAGAGGAAGGCGUAAAGGAGCCCCAGGCAACUUUUUCAGCUUGUUUUGGUGCAGCAUUCAUUAUGCUACACCCUACUAAGUACGCGGCAAUGCUUGCUGACAAGAUGCAGAAACAUGGUGCUACUGGAUGGCUGGUUAACACUGGUUGGUCUGCUGGCAGCUAUGGUUAUGGGAGUCGUAUUAAACUACAAUACACAAGAAAAAUCAUUGAUGCCAUUCACUCUGGAAGCCUCCUGAAUGAAGAGUACAAGAAGACUGAGAUUUUUGGGCUUGAGAUCCCCACCGCAGUGGAGGGUGUCCCUUCAGAAAUUCUGGACCCUGUGAACACUUGGUCAGACAAAAAGGCUUACAAGGAGACACUAUUGAAGUUAGCUGGAUUGUUCAAGAAGAAUUUUGAAACAUUCACCAACUACAAGAUUGGCAAGGGCAGCAACAACCUGACAGAAGAGAUUCUCGCAGCUGGUCCAAUCUUUUGAGACAAUGUUAUGUUGUAUUGUGUGGUUCGGAUUGUUAGGAUAGUAUAAGAUAAAAUCUCGCCUUAGAAUAAUAUUGUACCAUUGGUUCUGUUCAAAUUUACAACUCUAGUCUUAUAUGAGAAUGGUAUUUAUGUAGUGUUACAUUUACAUUUUUCUUC